UUGUGGGGUUAAUUUUGUUAAUCUCUGUUUACAUUCUGUUUAUGUUGUUAUGAGGAACCUUUAAUAGCAAUUUGACGCACAAAACAUCUAACACUGUCAAAAAUAUUUUGUCAUUUAGAAAGUUAUAAAAAAUAAUGAAAACAUAGUCAAGAAUAUCAACUUAAAUUUAAAAAUUAAAAUGCAAUGGAAAACUUUGUGCUGUAUGAUGAGAUAGGAAGUGGUAACCAGCGAACGGUGUACAAAGGCCGGCGAAAAGGUACCAUUGAAUACGUUGCCAUACAUUGUAUAGAGAAAAACAAACGUCAGCAAAUACAGAAUAAUGUUCGUAUAUGCCACGAGCUGGAACACAAACAUGUGGUGCAAUUUUACGAGUGGUACGAAACCAGCAAUCACUUAUGGCUUGUGGUAGAGCUAUGUACAGGUGGCUCUCUGCAAAAUGUUUUAAAAGAAGACUCAUAUCUUCCAGAAGAUACCGUAAAACAAUUUGGAAAAGAUAUAGUGGCUGGUUUAGCUUAUUUACAUUCGCUUGAUAUAAUUUAUUCAGAUUUGCGACCGUCCAAGAUUUUACUAGAUGGUGAUGGAACUUUGAAAUACAGUAAUUUUUCAUUAGCACGUGUACAAGGGCAAGCUGACAUACUUGAUCAAUUUACUGAUAGCUUGACUGGUGAGAACGAAACACCUGGCUCACCUUUCUAUAUGGCGCCUGAGGUGUUAAAAGGAGAAGUAUGUUCUAAAGAAAGCGAUCUCUGGUCGUUAGGGAUUGUGUUAUAUGAGAUGUUUACUGGUGACACUCCUUUUAAGGCAAGGCUGUUUGAGAAAAUGUGUGAGGAAGUUUUUGAGGCGAAGAUUACAUAUCCCAUGCAAGGACAAAAUGGUACGUAUAAAAAAGCAUCGGAAAACUUGUACAUGUUAAUCCAGGGUUUGUUACAGAAAGAGUCCGGCCAAAGAAUUGAUUGGCUCGAACUUUGUUUACAUCCAUUUUGGGAUGGCGAGUUAAGUUACCUCGCUGAUUCAUUUGAAAAUAUGAGAACUUCAAGAAGCGUCUUGAGUGAUACAAGUGUCGUUUCUCAAGAUGAAACGCCGGAAGAACGAUCGGCACCAGGUGUAAAUAACAGACCAGAAACAGUUCCUAAAGUUAAUUUCACUAAAAAUUUACAAACUAGAUCACUUCACGUGCCAGAUGAAAAGACUUCCGUGAUCUCAUCUGUAAAGUCUGAACGAGACGAAAGCAAGCAAGCAUGGCAAGGUGGUACGUAUAAAAUUGAACGAGGGCUUGCGGUGAUGGAUCUAACUGAAUCUACACCCACUACGACCGAAGAGAGCAACGAUAUUUCGUAUUCUAAAGCUAGAGAAACGCCACAACUCCUCCAAAGAAACACUGAGAUGGAGUUAAACCAAUCUACUGGGUCGACGGCAGAUGUUCUGCAACGUGUUGAUGGCAUGAACUUAAGUGUAAUUGAUCUUCUCUACCAUACUAGCGAUUUAAUUGUUACUCCUAUCGCAGAAAACACAAAAUUACGAAAAAUUCCCCCAUUAAAAUGGGAGGCAAGUUCACUUGGGUUUUUAUCUUUAAAUCUUGAUAAAAUAGGCGAUUAUAGUAGAGAAGAGAUAAAUAAACAAUUAACAUUGUUGUUCGCAACUUAUUCGCAACCCGCGAAAAAUUCAGCGCAAAGCAAGUCGGGAUUGCGACAGAAAAUGAAUAUACUGGCCUAUUUAAAUACGCUGUCGAAAGUAGAAGAUGUCUCGAAUGCUAUAAUUGAAGAAAAUCAUAUCCAACAUUUGUUGAGUGAUUUAAAGAUGUCUGGACAGUUCGAUCUUAAAACUAGAACAGGUAGAGUUUUAGGUGUUAUAGCUAGCUGCGUGACGUACAUAUCUCCAUCAUUUAACAUGGCUGAAGUAUUUUCUGUGGUAGCUGAUCAAAUCAAACAAAACUUUCGCAACAGUCAUCUGAAACAGUCUCUCUUACCUGCAAUAGGAGAGUUUCUUUUUUAUGCUGCUACUCAAGAAGAAAGUGAAGAUAGGGUAUUGCAAAACUGGGAGCCUUCAGGGGCUGUGUUUACGAUUAUCAACAAAUGUUUACAACAAACAGAUGAUUACGUCACAAGACUUAUCGCUGCCAAAACCAUCGAAAAUAUUGUCAGCACAACUGGAAGAUAUUGUAAAAAGUUUUUAACCAAUGAGGUUGGACUGGGUGUUUGGAAUUUGUUUAUUCACGCAGCUUCCGACAUCGAGAAAGUGACAGCGUCAUCGUGUUUAUGUCGUAUCUCCAUGCAUAGCGCGACUGUCGUCCAACAUGUAUCAGACCGAGCUGGUUUAAACAAAUUCCAAGAUGGGCUGUUUUCUGGUACGCCGAAAUCUCAACAAGCCUUUGUAACUAUCUUUGUUGCACUUUUAUCAAGUUCCAUACAUGCGAAAAGGAUUACGCAAGAUCAUAAUUUAAUUCAACAACUUAUCCACAAUCUUGAAUCAGCCUCGCCUGUGCUACGCGGGAAAAUCUACCUUCUUCUUGCUGAAAUGUGUGUUCGAUCGCAUGAUGUAUUGCUUCUGUGUUGUGAAUCGCGGUUGAUUAUGUUCAUUGAAAGAGACAGCAAGAAAGUGGCUGGCAAAGAGCACAGUGAUUUACUGGUUUAUGUGCAUCAAUGUUUGGCUAUGAUUGUGCGUACUAUUGUUGACAUACAACCACAGAUAAUUGAAGGUGUUCUGCACAUUUUGAGCAUGAUUAGUGGACGUCGUCAUCCAAACGUUGCUCAAACAAAACAACUCAAGUUGCAUCUACCUUUGUUAUCUGUCGUUCUUCACAUGGUGACCAGUUCAGUGUUUCGGAAGAGAUUUGUUGAUCGAAAAUUUAUUUAUCAUUUAGGGAGUUUGUUAAAGCAAAUAAAACAGAUGGACGAUGGUGAAAUCAAUUUAUCCGGCAGCAACACAAAACAACACGCUGAGCAGGCCACGUCAAACGUGUUUUCCAUCAUCGAAUCCAUUACUCAGCAUCCUCCAAUUCUACUGACCAACAUGGCACAUGUAGUGACGGAUAUUCUGCCUGUCCUUGCAUCGUUUGACAGCAGUGAAGAUGGAAACUUGAGGAUGUUGUCGUUAAAGUUGUUUACAGAUAUUUCAGCGUUGUGUUUAGAAAAUGAAGAGGAGGAAGAAAGAACUGGUUUUAUCAUGGAUUUACACAAGAUAUUGAUGGAGCAUUUUAUUCCCGAGCUGCAAAACCUUCUUCAAGAUCAGCAUCCGAUCCCAUCAUAUUGUUUAAAACUGUUACAUGCAUUUACCGAAAAAUUUCCUAAUGUGUUCCGGGAUUUAAUUGAAAACGAUAUAAUACAAAACUUGCUGUCCGUACUACGCAGUUACCAAGGCGCUAUAAAUAGCUCUGUUUUGCAAUGUGCUGUUGGCAUUUUGAAUAAUCUCGUCUCUAAAAACGAAGUGGAUUUUAUGCGUGCCUAUAAAAACGGAAUAAUUGAUUACGUUUCGGCAGCAUUCGUGGAAGUAGCUUCGUGUAUCGAAGAUGAUGCUAAUGUAAGCAAUGUGUCUUCAUUGUUGCUGCAAUUGUUAGAUACAUUGCAGCAUGUGUUGAGAAAUAUCGAACUUGCUGUGAAAAAUGUUCUGUCGAAUAAACCUGCGGACAAUAUGGUUAGCAAAAUCGAAGUAGAGGAUUUGUUACAAGAAAGUAAAGUUUUGUCUGAGUUAAACGGUAUUCUUCUGAAUUUGUUGGUUUAUGAUGACACAGAUGUUCAAAAGUGGGCGUGCCGUUGCUUGUACCUCUCAGCUGAAUUGUUUGGAGGGGACGUGGAAUGUUUCUCAGGAGAUAAUCUACAAUGUGUUUGUCAAUAUUUAAAACAAAGUACAGGUAAACAACAAAAAGUAAUGUUGAGGAUAUUGAAACGAUUAGUGACAUGUAAUGACGACAUUAAGACUAUCUUCAGUGGUAGUAAAGAGUUAACACAAAUGUUGUCACAGCUGGCUAAUGUUAAUUCAGAUGAGACUGAUGAGAAAGGCGUAAAAAUAAUCAGUAGAGAACUCCUCGAACUUAUCAAAUUAUAAUAAUAUGUAUUCAUGAUGUUAAUUUAUUUAUACAGUUAAAUAUAUUUCUAUUAAAUAUUAAAA
Molecule: messenger RNA, 4104 nt
Organism: Hydractinia symbiolongicarpus
Lineage: Eukaryota; Metazoa; Cnidaria; Hydrozoa; Anthoathecata; Hydractiniidae
Product: serine/threonine-protein kinase ULK4-like
Exons: 8
Coding region: 184-4041 (1285 amino acids)
Biological process (GO): protein phosphorylation
Molecular function (GO): ATP binding; protein kinase activity
Source: RefSeq, a predicted model, not a curated record